Molecule: messenger RNA, 780 nt
Organism: Podospora pseudopauciseta
Lineage: Eukaryota; Fungi; Ascomycota; Sordariomycetes; Sordariales; Podosporaceae
Exons: 1
Coding region: 1-780 (259 amino acids)
Source: RefSeq, a predicted model, not a curated record
AUGAUGCGCCAAGCCAUUCAAUUCUCUUCGCUUCUCAUCGCCGUCGCCACAACAGCGCGCGCGGCCAAAGGCACCGUUUGGGCGACACCUCACGAGAGUUAUUCUUCUUCAGUUGGAGUUUUGGGCUGCAAGGUAGACACCAAUCGCAUCGCCUACUGGCCUGGCUCAGUUGACUGCAACAACAUCUGCAUUUCGCUCAGUUAUGAGGGGAGGAAGGUCAAACUUUUGCGCAUCGAUCAGAGCGAGGGCGCAUACGAUGUCAGCUACGACGCUUGGAAUUAUCUGUACUCAGGCUAUUCGGCGACAGAGAAGCCAACAGCUGGCGGCGAGACGCCCAUGGAGUAUGAGGAAUUGGCAGCUUCUGAAUGCUCCGACUUGAUCCAUACACCAGACGGCAAGCUUCCUUUGAGCGCGGCAAACAGCAUGAACUUCCUCGCCAGCUGCCUUGAGAAGGAUACCUGGGUCGGCAAGAACCACAUUCUUUUCAACAUCUUGGAUCCUAUCUGUUCUUGGGGACACGACGAACCGUGCAAUCUGGACUGGCCAGCAGCAAACCAAGCGCAGUGCCCGAACGGAUUGGGGACACCGGCCGAAUUAACGACUGCGCCUGUUUACAACAUUCAAUACAACACUGGAAAGAGGGUCCUGGCAUCUACUGGGCAGGUGGUAGCCAGCCAGGCGGCUCCUAGCCAACUGCAACAGAACCUUGCUGGGAUAUUGAAAGGCUCUGGCGGGAUGACGGUGGCCUUGAGCUUGCUUACCUUUUUGAUUCUCUUAUGA